This is a messenger RNA of Talaromyces proteolyticus, 1675 nucleotides long. RefSeq names its product diphosphomevalonate decarboxylase. Lineage: Eukaryota; Fungi; Ascomycota; Eurotiomycetes; Eurotiales; Trichocomaceae. The coding region runs from base 168 to 1382 and encodes 404 amino acids. Gene Ontology annotation, cellular component: cytosol. The transcript is spliced from 2 exons. Gene Ontology annotation, molecular function: diphosphomevalonate decarboxylase activity; ATP binding. The record is from RefSeq and is a predicted model, not a curated record. Gene Ontology annotation, biological process: isopentenyl diphosphate biosynthetic process, mevalonate pathway; isoprenoid biosynthetic process.
ACUUAGAAUAACUUUUAUAUAUACUAAUUGUCGGGUAUUGUACAUCUCGGGAACCCCUAACCUUUUAUAAUAAUACCCCUCCUCCGCCUUUUUUGGAAUCCUUCUGCUCACUGACCACUAUCACGAUUACCUGAACCCCGGCAAAGACCUUUGUCGGAGCAGACGUCAUGGCUGACAGUACCGUCUUUCGUGCCUCCACAACUGCGCCCGUCAACAUUGCGGUCAUCAAAUACUGGGGAAAGCGAGACGCAACCUUGAACUUACCCACGAACUCUUCGCUCUCAGUGACCCUCUCGCAACGCUCUCUGCGAACUGUGACUACCGCAUCAUGCUCCGCUAGUUACCCCGCGUCCGAAGGUGACACCCUUACAUUGAAUGGCAGCCUCCAAGACAUCUCCUCUUCGAAACGAACUCUCGCUUGCUUGGCUAGCUUGCGUGUCCUCCGCAAUGAGCUCGAGUCUGCCAAUCCUUCUCUACCAGCAUUAUCAACAUACCCGCUCCGUAUCGUCUCAGAGAACAAUUUUCCAACUGCCGCAGGGUUGGCCAGCUCAGCUGCAGGCUUUGCAGCCCUUGUUCGGGCCAUUGCAAAUCUGUAUGAACUCCCCCAAUCUCCUACAGAACUAAGCCGUAUUGCAAGGCAAGGAUCGGGCUCUGCCUGCCGCUCUCUUCAGGGUGGUUAUGUUGCUUGGAGAUCUGGCACAAAGGAAGAUGGAAGCGACAGUAUCGCCGAAGAGAUCGCUCCUGCCUCACAUUGGCCAGAGAUGAGAGCUCUCAUUUUGGUUGUCAGCGCAGAGAAGAAAGAUGUGCCUAGCACAGAAGGUAUGCAGACCACCGUGAAAACAUCGCCCUUAUUUGCAACUCGUGCCGAGAGAAUUGUCCCUGGUCGCAUGACAGCCAUUGAGACUGCAAUCCACAAUCGGGACUUUCCUGCCUUUGCCGACCUCACUAUGCGGGACUCGAAUAAUUUUCAUGCCUGCUGUCUGGAUUCGGAGCCACCUAUUUUCUACCUAAAUGAUGUCUCACGGGCUGCUAUUCGUCUCGUUAACGAUAUCAACCAUGUGGCUGGAAAGACUGUGGCGGCUUAUACGUUUGAUGCCGGUCCCAAUGCCGUCAUCUACUAUCUGGAUGACGUUUCGGAAAUCGUUGCUGGAACCUUCAAGGCCAUCCUAGGAGAGGGUCUUGACGGCUGGGAGGGCCCCUUUGGCGAUAGACUCAAGGGUGUUUCCGCUGGUGCCGACCUACAGAAACUCGACUCUAGGGCUAUUGAGGCUCUGAAGCAUGGUAUCAGCCGGGUCAUUCUCACUGGUGUCGGUGAAGGUCCAGAGAAGGUUGAUACCCAUCUAGUUAGCGAAACGGGAGCGAUUUUGAAAAGUGGCCAAUAAUUAGUUCAGCGUAUUAUUAUCAUUGUUACGCAGGGGGCAUUUUCAUAGUCAAUAAAGGUAGUCUCGGAGCUUGUGUGAUGCAUCUUAUUGGGCUUUUUUGCGUUGCUAAGAUUGACGAUACCCUGAUAUCACACCGUUGACCAAUAAAGGCUGAUAUUUGAAUGAUAAUCUAAGUGCGAAGAAUCAGUUUCAGCACAAUGGAGCUUGAUUAUGCUUGGCAAUUCUGUCAUUCUGUGAAUAUGAAUUUCAUUAGAUGUUUCUAGUUAUCAUAGCAUUAUCCAACAUCUUCCUAU